This is a messenger RNA of Fusarium musae, 510 nucleotides long. RefSeq lists its product as uncharacterized. The coding region runs from base 1 to 510 and encodes 169 amino acids. The transcript is spliced from 2 exons. Lineage: Eukaryota; Fungi; Ascomycota; Sordariomycetes; Hypocreales; Nectriaceae. The record is from RefSeq and is a predicted model, not a curated record.
AUGAACGCGGGCCCCUUCACCAACUACUACCUCGGCUACCCAGACACGGACGAGCAUCGCGCCAACCCGGCCCAGUUCGGGGCUGACACAUCCAAGGUUUUUCAGUUCACGACGGGUCUCUUGGAACUAUUCCAUGUCCAUGGCUCUGAGAAGCAACAGCCUGGCUUUUAUCACAAUGGCAACACGCCAGAAAGUUUAGGGUUUGGCCACUUGGGAUUUACGGUCCCUGACGCGCGAGCCGCGGUCGCGAGGCUAAAAGCGCACGGUGUCAGGGUCUUCAAGGACUUUGGCGUGGCUAACAAGGAAACUAUCCCCAUCAGCGACUGGGAGAAUAAGCACGGAGUAGGCAUUGAAGUCAAAGGGACCGAGAGCGAGCUCCAUCCUAUGUUUAAAAAGGCGUAUGAGAGUAUCGCAUUAGUUCAAGAUCCGGAAAAAAGCAGCCACAAUAAUGAAGUUCUGCUCCACGCUCAGAUCGACAACACUACGGCAAAACCGAUUAAGGUCUUUUAA